This is a messenger RNA of Bathycoccus prasinos, 3087 nucleotides long. RefSeq lists its product with no specific name. The record is from RefSeq and is a predicted model, not a curated record. Gene Ontology annotation, cellular component: nucleus; cytoplasm; chromosome. Gene Ontology annotation, molecular function: ATP binding; 3'-5' DNA helicase activity; four-way junction helicase activity. Lineage: Eukaryota; Viridiplantae; Chlorophyta; Mamiellophyceae; Mamiellales; Bathycoccaceae. The transcript has a single exon. Gene Ontology annotation, biological process: double-strand break repair via homologous recombination. The coding region runs from base 1 to 3087 and encodes 1028 amino acids.
AUGAAUAUCGGAGAGGACGAGUGGGAGGAUGAACUCUUCGAUGGCACCGUAGCGUGUGUAUUCACCACCGCGGAGAAGAAAUUAGCGGAGAGGAACAUAAACAACAACAACAACAACAACAACAGAAAGAGAGACUACACGGACGCGAUUUUGAAGACAACGAUAAAAAAGUGUACUACCGAAGAGGGAAUGGAUGGACGCGAGAAGGAUGCCUUGCAGUUGAGGGCGUCGUCUUCUCCUCUUUAUAAAACGAAACGAGCGAUGGAUUUUGCCUCGCAACCGACGAGUCAAACGAAAACAACAACAACAACAACUCUGAAAGAAACGCUGGAAAAAUAUUACGGGUACUCGAAUUUCCGUCCAGGCCAGGAAGAAGUCAUCAAAGCCGCGAUGGAAGGGAGAGACACGUGCGUAUUUUGGUCCACCGGAAGCGGAAAGUCGCUCGCGUACCAACUCCCGGCAUUGCACGAAGGCGGGAAAAUGUCCAUCGUCGUUUCGCCGUUGAUUUCGUUGAUGCAAGAUCAAGUGACGGCGUUGAAUAAUACGGUUGGCAAUAUUGCGGAUGGAAGUGGUGGAAACAACGAUAUCGCCUGUUUUCUUGGGUCCGGGCAAACCGAUACGACGGUGGAAGAACGCGUGUUUCGAGGCGACUAUAAGAUUGUGUUCGUGACGCCGGAGAAGAUUUCGUUCGUUAGCGACGAUGGCGGUUUUGGCUCGUCUUCUUCUUCUUCCGUGUUUAUGCAAAGAUUGCAAUCGUUAAAAGCUAUGAACAAAAUCGGGUUGAUCGCCAUCGACGAAGCGCAUUGCAUUUCCCAGUGGGGACACGAUUUCCGCGUGAGUUACAAAAAGCUCGCGGUGUUGAGAGACCAACUUCCUGGGAUUCCAAUCAUGGCGUUGACGGCGACGGCGGUAAAACACGUUCGCGAGGAUAUUUCGAAAACUUUGAAGUUGAGCAAUCCUUACAUCGCCACAAACUCGGUGGAUAGGCCAAACCUACGCAUUCAGUGUCAUCGAAAAGUUGAUUUUAGCAGCGAUUUGAACUACAUCGUGUCUCAAAUUACAGCAGCCGCAUCGAUUCAAGAAAAACAGCAACAUCAACAAAAAAGAGCUUUACCAGCUUCCUUGGCGAAACCGAAAUACGAUUCCUCGAUUAUCUAUUGUGCGACGAUUAAGGAAGUUGUGCAAUUGACCGGCGCCUUGCAGCACAGAAUUGGUGUGGAAAACGUCGCCAUGUACCACGGCUCGAUGACGCCUCAAGACAGACACGAUGCGCAUAUGCGCUUCUUAUCCUCCGAGUGCAAAGUUGUCGUUGCAACGACUGCUUUUGGCAUGGGUAUUGAUAAAGCCGACGUUCGAACGGUCAUUCAUAUGGGCGCACCGAAAACGAUGGAGGAAUAUUACCAGCAAAUCGGGAGAGCUGGAAGAGACGGCAUCGCAUCCAACGUCUCCAUGUUGUUUUCCGAUAAUGACUUUUCCAAGUUUUCCGGAGACUUUUACACCAAAGGACUAACUAAAGAGUCGUUGCAAACGCAAUUAAACUCGACGGAAAAGUUGAAACAAUACGCGAUUGAACGAGAAAAAUGCCGUCGAGCGAUGAUUCUCGAACACUUUGAAGAGACGCCUCUAUUUGGCUCUCAAUGCGGAACUUGCGAUAACUGCAUCCGGUGUAAAACGAUCAAAGCGGACGAUUUGCAGAGAAAUUUAUUGAACGAGGUCAUGCCUGUCUUAUUGACGUUGAAGCAUAGCGCGAAAGGAAGCUUAUCGACGACAGAUUUAGUCGACGCUGUUCUUGGCAAAAAUUCUAAGAAGGGGAGUGUUUUAAAUCACCAAUGGCAACGAUUUCAGAUUGAUGAAGCGAAGAAGAGAGCGGAUAAAAACUCGACUAACCAACACUUUUACAAGGAAGUUCUCGGUAGUUUAGUGCGAGCGAAUUAUGUUACCGAGAAGAACGUGAAAGGUGCGUACGGAUCUUGGAACGUCUACUCCCUUUCGCCGAAGGCGCGGAUGGAGUUUUUCGUCGACGACUCGUUGUCUCCUGCUACUACGAAAGAGAUGAUUUUACCCGUUCCGCAAGCGUUGUUAAACUCUGAGAAAGCUUUGAAGGAGAAGAUCGAGGCGACGAAGAAAGAGUUGAUUUCCGCCGGCGUGGACGUAUCCACCAUCCCGGAGGAGGAGUUUUUACUGCAACAACAAAACGGCGCCAACUCCGAGAUUGUCACCGCAGAGUUACAAUGGUUGCGACAAAUCAAGUACUAUCGAACGAGUGGUCAAGAAUCCAGAGCAGAUGGUCACUUGGAGUUGUUGCGCAGAAUUGAAUCGUGGAAAGACGAACGGGCAAAAGUCCUCGGAUUGGCACCCACGAACGUGUUGUCACAGCAUUUGUGCAAGAAAAUUGCCUACGCAAAACCUUCUACGGUGGAAGCUUUACGAGCGGUUGGCGUUCGCGUUUCCGGCGUGGAGACUUUGUGCGCUUUGAUUCAACAGACCGUGACGGAGUUGGAAUUAGUUUUUGCUCCGGCUGCUGCAAAUACCGAUCCUGCCUCACAUACAAUGCAAACGCCAACAACAGGUACGAGGCCUAUCAUAGCGCUAGAUACAGUCACGCCAAAAACGCCAUGGAAACUCGCGGAAUACAAGCCCAAGAAAGGCAGCGGAGGCACGAUAAUUCCGCCUAACUGGGAGCAAUCGUACAACAGAUUCCAAAAAGGUGAACACGUAGAAGCGAUCGCUAUGACGCAGAGCACGGGCAAGGCUAUUCAACCAGCCACGGUUCUCAAUCACCUAUUCGAAGCGCUGACCCAUGGGAAACAGCUAGAAUUUUCUCGAGCGAUAAGCUCGUUUCCGGAAUACGUGAAUAACAGACUUUCGAAAUUGGAUUGCGACGAGUUAGAAAGAGCGAGCUUUACGACAAACAUAGAUGUCAUCGAGAGGAAAUACUUCGCUCAAAAAGAUUUCUUGAAAGGGUUGGUAUCGCAUGACGUCGAGAAACCUCCAAACGAGAAGACGUUUUUUGAGAAGCAGAAAGAAGCGCUUUGGUACCCGAAGAUACGAGUGUGGACGGUGCUGAAGCGGUGCGGUGUACUCUGA